GAAGCACCACACACCACAGGGGGACUUGAGGUCACUGAGCCCACCUGUAUCUCCUUCCUCUCCUCAGGGAUAAAAGAGAGCAAGGAGGAAGCACCAGCCUCUCCAACCUGGGCAAUCUUCCUGGAAAGAUGCAGCCUCUCCUGCUCCUGCUGGCGUUUUUACUGUCCCCUGGGGCAGAGGCAGGGGAGAUCAUCGGAGGACAUGAGGCCAGGCCACACUCCUGUCCCUACAUGGCAUUGGUUCAAUUUCUGAUUGAAGAGAAAAAGCACAGCUCUUUCAAGGUGACUCUGGGGGCCCACGACAUCGAGAAGCAGGAGACAACCCAGCAGAAUUUCUCUGUGAAAGCAGCCAUCCCACACCCAGACUAUAACCCUAAGAACUACUCCAAUGACAUCAUGUUACUAAAGCUGGAGAGAAAGGCCAAGCUGACUGCAGCUGUGAGGACCAUAAGCCUGCCCAGGGCCAAGGCCCAGGUGAGGCCGCGACAGGUGUGCAGAGUGGCCGGAUGGGGGAGAGUCGCCCCGAUGGGCAGCUUCUCGGACACGCUGCAGGAGGUGGAGCUGACUGUGCAGCAGGACCGGGAGUGUGAAUCUUACUUACGCAAUUAUUACAAUAGUACCACUCAGCUGUGCGUGGGGGACCCAAAGGAAAAGAAGUCUUCCUUUAAGGGGGACUCUGGGGGCCCUCUCGUGUGUAAGAACGUGAUCCAGGGCAUUGUCUCCUAUGGACGAAACAAUGGGACACCUCCACGGGCUUUCACCAAAGUCUCGAGUUUCCUGCCCUGGAUAAAGAAAACCAUGAAAAGCCUCUAACUGGGAGAAUCAGCCUAUCUUCUCUGGAGCUGAUCCACAACAACACCAUAACUAAAUAAAUGUCUCUUAGCUGAGUGGGAA
This is a messenger RNA of Equus quagga, 893 nucleotides long. RefSeq names its product granzyme B-like. The transcript has 5 exons. Gene Ontology annotation, molecular function: serine-type endopeptidase activity. NCBI's taxonomy places the organism in Eukaryota, Metazoa, Chordata, Mammalia, Perissodactyla, Equidae. The record is from RefSeq and is a predicted model, not a curated record. Gene Ontology annotation, cellular component: intracellular membrane-bounded organelle; cytoplasm. Bases 129 to 812 code for a protein of 227 amino acids. Gene Ontology annotation, biological process: proteolysis.